This is a messenger RNA of Solanum stenotomum, 1638 nucleotides long. RefSeq lists its product as uncharacterized. The record is from RefSeq and is a predicted model, not a curated record. Gene Ontology annotation, molecular function: zinc ion binding; nucleic acid binding. The transcript is spliced from 3 exons. The coding region runs from base 1 to 1638 and encodes 545 amino acids. NCBI's taxonomy places the organism in Eukaryota, Viridiplantae, Streptophyta, Magnoliopsida, Solanales, Solanaceae.
AUGGGUUAUCAAGAGCAGGGAAGUACGAACCAAUCAAGGCCUCCUCGACAGCCUUGUAAACAAUGUGGAAGGAAUCAUCUAGGUGCAUGUAGGUUUGGGAUAGAUAUUUGUUUUUGGUGUGGUACACCGGGUCAUAUGAUGAGAAAUUGCCCUCAUAAGGGUGUGGGUGGUGUGGCACAACCUACCAUAUCAGUUGCUGCAUCAUCAUCAUCAGCAUCUUCUUUGGGUAGGGGACAGAUGCCUACUGGUCGUGGUAGAGGAAUUAGGGGAUCAGCUAGUUCUAGUGGAGUUCAAAAUCGCAUAUAUGCUCUAGGGGCUCGACAAAAUUUAGAGGCCUCGUCGGAUGUGGUUACAGGUACAUUGUUCAUCUUUUCACAUAUUGUAUAUGCAUUAAUUGAUCUUGGGUCUAAACUAUCAUAUGUUACUCCAUUGAUUGCUGAAAAGUUCAAAAGAACACCAAAAUUGUUAGUGAAGCCAUUUGAAGUAUCUACACCGAUGUGUGAGUCUAUUAUAGCUAGAAGGGUUUAUCGUAAUUGCAUUGUAACUGUUUGUGAUCAUGAUACAUUGGCUGAUUUUGUUGAGUUAGAAAUGGUAGAUUUUGAUGUUAUAAUGGGUAUGUAUUGGUUAGCUUCUUGUUAUGCCACGGUAGAUUGCCGAACUAAGAUAGUGCAUUUCCAGUUUCCAAAAGAGGCAAUCCUCGAAUGGAAAGGUAAUAUUGGGGCGCCAAGAGGUAAAUUUAUUUCUUAUCUUAAGGCAAAGAAGAUGGUGUCCAAAGGAUACAUAUGUCAUCUGGUCAGAGUGAAAAAUAUAGAUGCAGAGCCGCCAACUCUUCAAUCCAUUUCGGUGGUAAAUGAAUUUUCCGAUGUAUUUCCUGGAGAUCUUCCGGGUUUGCCCCCAGAACGAGAAGUAGAGUUUGGUCAUAUUGUAUCCGAUGAAGGAAUAAGGAUUGAUAACCAGAAGAUAGAAGCCGUGAAAGACUGGCCAAGACCUACAACGCCUACGGAGAUCCGUAGUUUUCUUGGAUUGGCAGGUUAUUAUAGAAGUUUUGUUGAAGGAUUCUCUUCCAUUGCUUCACCCUUAACAAAGCUAACGUACAAAGAAACUAAGUUUCAAUGGAGUGAUGCAUGUGAAAGAAGCUUCCAAGAGCUGAAGAAUAAAUUAACUUCUACACCUCAUGGUAAAGUAAUAGCUAAUGGCUCAAGGCAGCUACGACCACAUGAGAAAAAUUAUCCAACCCAUGAUCUAGAGCAAGCAGCAGUUGUGUUUGCUUUGAAGAUAUGGCACCACUACUUGUAUGGAGUUCAUAUUGACAUAUACACUAAUCACAAGAGUUUGCAAUAUAUCUUUAAGCAAAGGGACCUAAAUCUGAGGCAGCGAAGAUGGCUGGAGCUAUUAAAAGAUUAUGGCAUUGAUAACUUGUAUCAUCUCGGGAAAGCAAAUGUAGUAGCUGAUACAUUAAGUCGUAAAAUAAUGGCAAGCACUUAUGGGAAGUCUGUGGAAAGACAAGGAAUAACUAAGGAUCUAUGUCAACUAGCUAGCUUGGGGGUUCGCCUUUUUGAAUCUCCAGACGAAGGGGUUAUUGUGCAAUGCGGCAGAAUCCUGAUUAGUAGUGGAAGUGAAAGAGAAGCAGUACAUUGA